AGCCAAUUUUUUUCGCUUGGAAAAAGCAAACAAUGUUUCGCGUUGCGUCCCUCUGCGUCGUUGGCGCUUCUGCGCUGAUGACCAACCAGGAGAUGGUGAACAAAAACCUGCAAGAGAAUGAUGCGUACAUCGCUCUCUUCAAGGAGAAGUCGCCGGAGUUGGAGGAAGCUUUUCUGCAAGUCUAUGAUAAGAUGGCCAAGGACUUUGACGUGGAGUCUUAUAAGACUCAUCUCAACAUGCUGAACACCGCUGUUUCUUUCCUGAAGGAUUACAAGACAGGGUCUUCUACCCCGCACUGCGACUAUGGAAUUGCUCCCGCGGCAGCAGCAGUGAAAGGCGUGUCCGCGUUUCCUGGCGGCGUGGUCUCCCGUCUUUUUGGAUUUGACAUCAGCAAAAUGGUUGCGGACUUGGCUAGUAAGUCGGGUGCUGCGGGCGCUGCGGGGGGAAUGCCGCAAAUGCUUGCAAUGAACGGUCUCUCCACGGGUGCCGGCCUUAUUCAAGCCGCAAUGUCCACUGUGCUCCAGAUCGUGCCCCCCAUGGUGCCGCCGCCGGUGUGGAUCAACCAGCCGCUGCCGUGCAUGCCCAUGGUCACUGGUCACAAUUGUGUCGGGUCCGUUCUCUACCCCAUCACCGCCGCGGACUUUGUCACUGCUGACGUCACUGAUGCGCAGUUGGA
Amoebophrya sp. A120 is the source of this 676-nucleotide messenger RNA. The record is from the annotation of a GenBank genome assembly. Lineage: Eukaryota; Dinophyceae; Syndiniales; Amoebophryaceae.